Kalmanozyma brasiliensis GHG001 is the source of this 1881-nucleotide messenger RNA. RefSeq names its product IQ motif, EF-hand binding site. NCBI's taxonomy places the organism in Eukaryota, Fungi, Basidiomycota, Ustilaginomycetes, Ustilaginales. The transcript has a single exon. Gene Ontology annotation, molecular function: protein binding. Bases 1 to 1881 code for a protein of 626 amino acids. The record is from RefSeq and is a predicted model, not a curated record.
AUGACCGCCACGCAAGUCCGCACCAUCCCUCCCGUCGUCGAGGCUCAGCAGUCGAAAGAGAGCAAAGAGAUCCAUACCAGUGAAGAUACCCCUGCUCGCGAGACACCCUCAACCAAGAUGGAGGAGAACAACGAUACCUCCAAGGCGCAACCCAAUGGUGAUGAGCAACAAGCAUCAGCGCACGACCAUCAGCAAUCGUCCGUGGUGAAAUCCGAAUCAAAAGAAGAGCCCAAACACGAGCACAACCACGACAAUGACGAUGACAAGGCCGCUGCGCUGCUCAUCCAGCGCAACUACCGCGGCUAUCGCACACGCCGUCAGCUUGACGGCUGCAACAUCUCAGCCGACACGCGCUGGUCCGAUGCCGUCCAUCGCAUGCGUCUCGAGCAGGCCAACAAGCACUCUGCCAACGACCGCAACGAUGCCAGUUCUCGAUGGAAGCGCGGCAAGCUUCUCGCUGGUCAGCUCUCCGGUGGCGAAAAGAUGGAUCCAUCCUCCGAAAAGGACGGCGGCAACGGCCGGACCGACGAACCCGUCGAAGGCGGACCGUCGCUCGAAUCGCCCAAGAAGGAGGAGGACGAGCACUCGAUCGUCGGCGCCGACACCAAGGUCGGCGACGUCCCCGGCGCCCAGGACGGCGGCAAGGUGGACAACAUCCGCAGCAUCGCCGAUCGCAACCAGAAGGGCUUGAAGAUGAUCGAAUGGUGGACGCGCGGUGGCAAGGCGCAGGAGCUGAGCAAGAUGAUGGAGGAACAGUACUGGUUGGAGAUGGUCGAUCGAAAGCAUCGAUACGGUUCCAAUCUCAAGUACUACCACCAAGCAUGGCAGCAGGCGGACACGAAGGAUAACUUCUUCAAGUGGCUCGACGAGGGCGAGGGGAAGGAGGUCAGCAUCGACGAUUGCCCGCGGGAGAGGCUCGAUUCCGAGUGCGUCAUCUACCUCAGCUCCGAACAGAGGCGCAACUACAUCGUCGACAUUGAAGAUGGCAAGCUCAUCUGGCGGCGCAACGGCAAGCCGGUCGAUACGGCGCGCAACAAGCACAAGGACAUGGGCAAAGGUCGCGGCAUCGUCGACAUUGGCGAGGAAGAGCAAGAAGAAAUCCGCGCCGACCGCGAACGUCGCGCCCUUCAACGUGGUGUCUCCGAAAGUUCGCUCGAUUCCUACCUCGACGGCACCUCCUCCUCCUCCUCUUCCGACUCGUCCGAUGGCGAAGAGAUGUCCAAAGACGAGCGCAAGGACGAAGCGAAGCACUACCAAUCCAAACGAAGCGGCAAAUCUCGCCACCUCGACGCUCUCAGCCCCUCCAACUGGUCCGACAUGCUUCUCCGCAAAACCAUCGGCAACAACACCUGGAUCUACGUCUUCAACUCGCGCCACGAACUCUACAUCGGUCUCAAGCAGACGGGGUAUUUUCAGCACUCGAGCUUUUUGUAUGGUGGCAGAGUGCUCUCAGCGGGACUGCUCAAGGUGGACAAUGGUACAUUGACGAGCUUGUCGCCACUGUCGGGGCAUUACCGGGCUGGAACGGCGCAUUUCCGGUACUUUGUCAAGAAGCUGCAGGAUUCAGGGGUCGAUUUGGAUCGCGUAGCGCUGUCCAAGAGUCUACUGAUGCUGGCAGGGAUGGAAAAGUACGGAAAGGUCAUGAGCAAGGCUAAGUCGUCAAAGAAGCAGGAUAAGAAGAAGAAGGAGAAGAACCGAACCGAUGCGAACGGAGACGACGAGCAAGGGAAGGAGAAGGAGUCGCUGGCAAAGAGGCUCAAGCAGAAGUUGAGUCUGGGGUCGAAGAAGGGCAAGGACGACGAGGUUGAUGCUGGUGAGGAAGCCGAUACCGAGGACAAGCCGAGCGGCUUCGCGAGGCUGAAGGAGAAGCUCAGGUCUUAG